Messenger RNA from Bemisia tabaci, 1366 nucleotides. RefSeq lists its product as uncharacterized. The record is from RefSeq and is a predicted model, not a curated record. NCBI's taxonomy places the organism in Eukaryota, Metazoa, Arthropoda, Insecta, Hemiptera, Aleyrodidae.
AAGGACUUGGAAAGGGGGCGUUUGGAGCAUCUUGACUCUUUCUUUUUUCAGUUGCAUAAACCUCUGGGUCCGCGGAACGUGUAUGUCGAUAUAAAUACUUCUUUUUUCUGGGGUCCAGCGGCAUAUCGACUUUGGGAUCCGGGCCGUGGAGUAGUUUUAACAGUGAAAUCGAAAGUGUUAAUCGGCAGAAUGGCGUUCCAAAUUAUCCUCGCAGCAGCACUCAUCUCCAUGGCAACCGCACAACAAUACACCUACAGAGCCCCACAGCCCUCCCAAAAAACCUACUCACAGGGAUCCCCAGGUUACUCUCAAAAGGCGGUCACCUACACUCAGCCAGCCGCCUCCUACGCUCCUGCCCCCGCCUACGCUGCCGGACCCGCCGCCGCCUAUGCUGCCGCCCCCGCCUACCCAGCUCCAGCUCCCGCCUACCCCCAGGAAGCCCCCGCCUACAGCCCAGGCGCAGCCUCGUCCUCUCAGUUCAUUUCUUUCUUCGGCGGCCACGGACAGCUGUACAAUGAGCACCCCCAGGCAGCAGCCCCAGUUUCCGCCUACCAGCCUGAAUCCGCCCAGUCUGACGGACAAUACGCCUACAACCAAGAAUCCGCCUACGGUGGUCAGUCUGCGGACGAGUCUUACGGACAACAGGGCGCAGCUGUAUUCUCCGCCCCCACCUACCCCGCCGGAUCUUUCAAGCCCGCCGCAUCUAGCGCCGGAUCCGCCUACAAGUCUCAGUCUGGAGGCUCCUCCGCCUACUCAGCACCCACCUACAAGCGGGCAUCGCCGAAGACUCCCUCUUACAAAGGAUCCGGAGCCUCUUCCGCUGGGGAAUCUGGAUCUUCUUACGGUACCCAGACUGAGUCUUCUUACGGAGCUUCCGAGGAAUCUUACGGAGAGCAAUCCAGCGGUGCUUACAAAGGACAGUCUGGAGCUUCUGUUUACAGCAGUCAGGCAGGUAGUGCGGGUGCCGGAUACAGCCCACAGUCCGGCUACUCGUCAGCACAGCAGGCAAAAUCAGACCCAUCUGCGGUUCAUAGCUCCUACGAGUUCACUAUCGGAUCUGCCCACUAAAAACUUUCUAGUGGAUAAACUCUUUAGAAGUUGAAUGAUGACUUUCUGCGUUCCACUGGUAGUGCUAUUUUGGCGAGCAUCGAACUUGCCACCACUUCGGGUGUGCUAAUCGAUUUUCUGCCAGUUUUUGUUUGAGGUAUUGCACCCUCACGUCUUUCAAGUGUGUCUUUAUCACUAGGUCUAUAAAUGUGUGUAAUUUCCGAGGAAAAACACGAUAUUUUUAUAAGUUUCAUUUUGCUGCUGACCAAAGAAUUGAAAAAAAAAUUAAUAAAUAACUCUUUGUUUUCUUGUUUUCCAA